Galendromus occidentalis (western predatory mite) is the source of this 3511-nucleotide messenger RNA. RefSeq names its product sarcalumenin. Bases 1 to 3300 code for a protein of 1099 amino acids. NCBI's taxonomy places the organism in Eukaryota, Metazoa, Arthropoda, Arachnida, Mesostigmata, Phytoseiidae. The transcript is spliced from 20 exons. The record is from RefSeq and is a predicted model, not a curated record. Gene Ontology annotation, molecular function: GTP binding.
AUGUCUUCGAGACGCAGGAGUUCCCUUGUAGCUGUCCAUGCUGAUAAGGGCAAACAGGAGGGCAGUGUGCCGUUGAGCGGCAUACUCAUCCUCCUGAUGGUGGUUGCCGGAAUCGCCGCCGUCUGGAUAAAUGAAUUCACAAUUAGCGCGGAAGAUCUCGGCCCAACCACUUUAUACCGAACUGGCAAAGCUCGCAAAGCGGGAGGUCGAAAGCUGCAUCAAUUUCUUUGCGUGGGUGCCACUUCGUUGAGAGACUGCGAAUGCGACAAGGUCGUUUCUGACGCGCUACAUGACUACGUCGAGAAACACACGAUACGAGACGAUGACUCGGAAGAAGAGAUCAGAGCCAAGAAACCGAAAGGGACCAAAAUUACAAAAACUCCAAAAGUUCCUGAGCCGAAGAAAUCCGCUUUCGACGACCCGGUUCCCGUUGUCAAAAAAGUUGAGAAACGAGAAAUCAGAGAGGAGCCUCCUAAAAUAGAUAAAGAGCCACCCGUCGCGAAGCGGCCUGCGAAGGAAGCGAAUAAACAGGCAGCACCCCAACCCGCUGCCCCCACGAAACCUUCGAAGGCCUCAGUCCCCGCCCCAGUACCUCCCAGAGUCGUUCAGAAGAAAGCUCCAAAGCCCGAGAUCGUCGAAUCCGAAGAGGAGGAAUCAGAUAGCGGGAUUGAAGAUAGCGCCGAAGAGCUAGCUGAUAGUGAGGAGGACGAUGGAACCACGGAGGAUCAAAGCGAAGAAGAAGACGAGACCGCUGAAGACGAGUCCGGAGAAGCGGCUGGGAGCGACGAAGGUUCAAAAGAAAGCGGUGGAGACGAUGAAACGUCGGAAGAGGAUUCGGCGCAUGCCACUCUAGAGGUCGCGAGCACCGAAGAAGAAGACUCAGUCGGAAGCGCCGCCGCUUCUGAGGAGUCAACCGAGGAAGACGACGCGGACCUUAUAGAGACUUUUGCCGAAGACUCAUCGGACGAAGCUUCGGAAGAGCCAGAUGACUACGACGACCAGGAUGAUGACACCAGUGUAGAGGAGUCGGCCGAAGAGGACGACUCCGGAAUUCCAGGCGAGGAGAGUGAAUCCGGGGAAGCUGGAGAAAUUUCUGAGUCGAUAGACGAAAGCAAAGAAGAUGCCUCAGAUGAAACCGGAGAAGUGUCGGCGGAAGCGUCACCUGGGGGCCUGGGGGUCGAAGAAUCCGAUGAAAAAUCCACGGAAGAGCCAGAAGGCAGUGAUCGAGAAUCAGAUGAAGACGUGACUGACGAAGACUCUGAGGAGGAUUCAGAAGGAGCAUCUCAGGAAGCCGAAUCGGAAGAGGAAAGUGCUUCCGAGGAUACGUCUGCCGAGAGCUCUGAGGAAGGAAAGAAUUCAGACGAGGACGAAUCCGGAGAAGGGGAAUACACCACUGAGAGCUCGGGAACGGAAGAAGCUUCUGCAGUGGAUGAUGAUUCGGAUGCUUCUGACGAAUCAGGAAGCGACGCCUCCGAAGAGGAUAAAUCCGCAGAAGUUGGUGACGAGGAUACCGGGGUAUCGGUAGAAGAAAAUGGUUCCGAGGAAGAUGACGAAUCCGAGGAGGGAGAUUCGUCGGGAGAGGCGUCCUCGGAGGCCACCGAGGAAGACGAAGAGGAUGAGUCGUCAGAAGAAGAUGCGAGCUCAGAGGAGGAAGAUUCAGAGGAGGAGUCCGAGGAGCAGGACUCUGGAAUAGAAGGGAGCGACGAGGAAGCCUCUGAAGAAGAGGGAUCUGAAGAAACUGAGGACGAGUCCGAAGAAGCAUCGGAAGAAUCCGAGCAAGACGAAACAGCGGAAGAGUCCGAGGAAUCGGAGCCUGAUGAGUCUGCCGAAAGCAGUGAAGAGGAACAGGAGCCCGAACCCGUCGUAAUUACCAAACCGAAGAAAGGAAGCAAACAACCGAAGGAAGCACCCAUACCCAAAGUGGUCCUCGAUGGCGUCCGCGAUCGCAGUCACAUCGCGGAAGCUCUGGGCUUCUCAAAGAUCGGUACUCAAGAUGAUGUCAAGGAGGAGAAACUCAUUCAACAAAUUCUCAAGGACAUAAAGAAAGCCGCUACCGAUUCCAUCAAACCUCUGGAGAAGGACUUCAAGUUCAGCGAUAUCAGUCAACGCGUUCUGGGAGACGCCGAGAUAUUCAACAAGCCCAUGGCCCUCUUCUUGGGACCGUGGUCGUCUGGGAAAUCGACAGCUAUCAACUAUCUUUUGGGCACUCACGGUACUCGGGCUGCUCUAAAGACUGGACCCCAGCCGACCGAUUCGUUUUUCACAGUUCUGCACCACAACGAGGAGGGGAUCGUGCGGGAAAGCGGUCUGCAAAUGGCAGGCGACUCGUCGUUUUCGGGCGUGAAUAAAUUCGGUUCGGCGUUCCUCUCUCAUUUCCGAGGCAUCGGAUUGAACCAUCCCCUCCUAAAGAAGGUCAUGAUCGUGGACACACCUGGGAUCAUCGAUGGUCGACGAUUCAAGGACUUCCCACUGCACGAUGUAUUCCAGUGGUUCAUCGACAGAGCUGACGCAAUCUACGUUAUGUUUGAUCCAUCUAAGUUGGAGAUUGGUCUGGAUAUGAAGACCUUGUUGGAUCAACUGCGUGGGAGGGAAGAGCAAACUCGAUUCCUCUUGAACAAAGGCGACCUCGUCGAAGCAUCCGACGUAAUGCGCGUCACAGGUCAACUUCUCUGGAAUGUGGCACCCCUCUUCGGAUCCUCGGAUGCACCUAUCAUAUACACAGUUUCUAUGAUAAGCAGACCAUAUCUACCGGGUAGUCCGAUGGAGUACUUCCAGGACCAAGAAGAAGAGUUUUUGCGUCAUCUCAGAGAAGUCAUGGAAGAGAGGGUUGAGAACACAAUCACCUAUGCACGUCGCCAUGCGGUUCGAGUCCGGAAUCAUGCCAAAUUGGUCGACUGUUAUCUGGAGGCAUACUACAAGAACAAGGGGAUGUUUGGUAAUAAGAAGAAGGUCGCGGAGCAAAUUAUCAAGGAUCCUGCGAAAUACAGCAUAUUUGACACGAUCUCUCAAAGCAAGAACAUUUCCAAGUACGAUCUGCUAGAGCCCGAGGACUACGCGGCAUUCUUCAAGCUGAAUCCACUGCCAGAAUUUUCAAGAUUGAAGGAUCUCUGUGGGUAUGUCAAGGGAUGUCCGAUCGACAAACUGGAUCGAGUCAUUGCUUACAAUCUGCCACAACUCCUAAAGAAAUACCAAGAGAAAUCGUCAGUCUUCCAUGACUCGGAGGAGGACAAGGAUCAGUCGAGAGCGCAGGUGAAGGUUCCGACGAAGAGUAAAUCGAAAGGAAAAUCUAAAUCUCGAUAGGCUACCUGGAAGUGGAGCUAGAGAUUCCAAUGGGACUACCAAGAGCUUCGAGACUUCUUCCGGCUGGAUAUCGAACAUCAUGAAAUCUGAGAGUGCGUUGAGAAAUUCUGCGCUCGUCUUCGUUUUCGUAAAAUAUCGCUUGCUGUUUUCGAUCCAUUUCCUUGCUCGAACGACAACGGCCUCCAUAUCCCUCGAAGCUGAGGAUAUCCCU